AUGGCUGCCAAUGCUAAUACUCUUCCUUCGAAAUAUCUCAGAUGUUUCCCAAAGAAUGCUUCAUUUUCACUCAGUAUUUUAGAUGAAGACGGCGACGUUGUCAAUGAUGAGUUUCUCUUCAGCCUUUUUGUUGCUCAUCAGUGGUUGGUGGACAGCACACAGCUUCUCGCGCAGUUCAUCGCAUGUCUUCAGGAAACGAAAGACUUACGCGCUCGAGCUCAUCUCUGUCUGGCUGUGAUUUACUGGAUUCAGCGAUUUCCGCAUCACUUCGACGGCCAACCUCGGCUUCAAUCGCUUAUACUUCGAUUUCGUUCGUUGGCCUAUGAUGUUCCGGACGAGACCGUAAAGAUGAUUGAUGUUUCAAAUCUGUGA
Molecule: messenger RNA, 372 nt
Organism: Angiostrongylus costaricensis
Lineage: Eukaryota; Metazoa; Nematoda; Chromadorea; Rhabditida; Metastrongylidae
Source: the annotation of a GenBank genome assembly